Molecule: messenger RNA, 555 nt
Organism: Diospyros lotus (date-plum)
Lineage: Eukaryota; Viridiplantae; Streptophyta; Magnoliopsida; Ericales; Ebenaceae
Exons: 1
Coding region: 1-555 (184 amino acids)
Source: RefSeq, a predicted model, not a curated record
AUGGCUACAAUUGAGAAUAAGGAUUAUUUGAAAAAAUCGAGACCUAUGAAGGCCCCGGCUAACAAAAAGAGUAAAGACAAGUAUUGUCGAUUCCAUCGAGAUCAUGGACAUGACACAGAGGAGUGCCAUCAGUUGAAAGAAGAGAUUCAGGAGCUCAUCAAUCGGGGUUUCCUAAGAAGGUUCAUGACUAAGGAUACUGAGCCACAAAAGGGUGAACGUCAGAGAUCAAGGAGCCCCCCUCGUAGACGUGGUAGAUCCCAAGAAAGGUGUAGGACUAGAACCCCACCCAGGAGAGAGAGUCGUCAGGGGGAGGGGAGUCCUCCACAACAUUUAAUUUUUCAUACUCUAGCGACUAGGGUAAUGCCAGGAAAGGAGUCGGGGGAAAUUUCUAAUCUGCAUCGAAACGCGGGAGUCAAGAGGGCUCGACUAGGGGAUGUUAUCUCCUUUAUAGAUGACGACUUGCCUGGGUAUCCGAUUUCUAAUGAUCCACUGGUCAUCACAACAAAAUUGGAAAAAGCUUUAGUGGAUCCUCGUGGACCUAGGGAGCUCUUAUGA